CGCGGGGCGGAGGCUUUAUAACCACUUCGUCGCUGAUUCUCGGUUUCUAUCUCUGGGAGGGCGGCUGAGGCGGCGGCAGCGGUCGGGACGCCGGCUGAGGGGUUGCUGAGGCGUGAGCUGUGGCGGCGCUGGGCGCCCCUCGCUCCUCGGCCUCUGGGGGCCAUGGGCUCCGAGAAAGACUCGGAGUCGCCGCGGUCUACAUCCCUGCACGCGGCUGCGCCCGACCCCAAGUGCCGCAGCGGCGGCCGGCGCCGGCGCCUCACCUUCCACAGUGUCUUCUCCGCCUCGGCCCGCGGCCGCCACGCCCGGGCCAAGCCGCAGGCCGAGCCGCCACCCCCGGCCGCGCCGCCGCCGAUCGCCCCGGCCCCUGCCGCGGCCCAGGCCCCGCCGCCUGAGGCGCUGCCCGCCGAGCCGGCCGCCGAGGCCGAGGCGGAGGCCGCGGCGACGGCGGGGCCCGGGUUAGAUGAUGAGGAGGCGGCGGAGGGCGGCGGCUCGGGCCCGGAGGAGGUGGAGUGUCCGCUGUGCCUGGUGCGGCUGCCGCCCGAGCGGGCCCCGCGCCUCCUCAGUUGUCCGCACCGCUCGUGCCGGGACUGCCUCCGCCACUACCUGCGCCUGGAGAUCAGCGAGAGCCGGGUCCCCAUCAGCUGCCCCGAGUGCAGCGAGCGACUCAACCCGCACGACAUCCGCCUGCUGCUCGCCGACCCACCGCUCAUGCACAAGUACGAGGAGUUCAUGCUGCGCCGCUACCUGGCCUCGGACCCCGACUGCCGCUGGUGCCCGGCCCCGGACUGCGGGUAUGCUGUUAUUGCCUAUGGCUGUGCCAGCUGCCCAAAGCUGACCUGUGAGAGGGAAGGCUGCCAGACUGAGUUCUGUUACCACUGCAAGCAAAUAUGGCAUCCAAAUCAGACAUGCGAUAUGGCCCGUCAGCAGAGGGCGCAGACAUUGCGAGUUCGGACCAAGCACACUUCAGGUCUCAGUUAUGGGCAAGAAUCUGGGCCAGCAGAUGACAUCAAGCCAUGCCCACGAUGCAGUGCUUACAUUAUCAAGAUGAAUGAUGGAAGCUGUAAUCAUAUGACCUGUGCAGUGUGUGGCUGUGAAUUCUGUUGGCUUUGUAUGAAGGAGAUCUCAGACUUGCAUUACCUCAGCCCCUCUGGCUGUACAUUCUGGGGCAAGAAACCGUGGAGCCGUAAGAAGAAAAUUCUUUGGCAGCUGGGCACAUUGAUUGGCGCUCCGGUGGGGAUAUCCCUCAUUGCUGGCAUUGCCAUUCCUGCCAUGGUCAUUGGCAUUCCUGUUUAUGUUGGCAGGAAGAUUCAUAGCAGGUAUGAGGGAAGGAAAACCUCCAAACAUAAGAGGAAUUUGGCUAUCACAGGAGGAGUGACUUUGUCGGUCAUUGCGUCCCCAGUUAUUGCUGCAGUUAGUGUUGGUAUUGGUGUCCCUAUUAUGCUGGCUUAUGUUUAUGGGGUUGUGCCCAUUUCUCUCUGUCGUGGAGGUGGCUGUGGAGUUAGUACGGCCAAUGGAAAGGGAGUGAAAAUUGAGUUUGAUGAAGAUGAUGGCCCAAUCACAGUGGCAGAUGCCUGGCGAGCCCUCAAGAAUCCCAGCAUUGGGGAAAGUAGCAUUGAAGGUCUAACUAGCGUAUUGAGCACCAGUGGAAGCCCUACAGAUGGACUCAGUGUUGUGCAAGGUCCAUACAGCGAAACAGCCAGCUUUGCAGCCCUCUCAGGGGGCACACUGAGUGGUGGCAUUCUUUCCAGUGGCAAGGGAAAAUACAGCAGGUUAGAAGUCCAAGCCGAUGUCCAAAAGGAAAUUUUCCCCAAAGACACAGCCAGUCUUGGUGCAAUUAGUGACAACGCAAGCACUCGUGCUAUGGCCGGUUCCAUAAUCAGUUCCUACAACCCACAGGACAGAGAAUGCAACAAUAUGGAAAUCCAAGUGGACAUUGAAGCCAAACCAAGCCACUAUCAGCUGGUGAGUGGAAGCAGCACGGAGGACUCACUCCAUGUUCACGCACAGAUGGUGGAGAAUGAAGAAGAAGGUGGUGGUGGCGGUGGCAGCAAUGAAGAGGAUCCCCCCUGCAAACACCAAAGCUGUGAACAGAAAGACUGCCAGGCCAGCAGACCUUGGGACACCAGCCUGGCCCAGCCCGAGAGCAUCCGCAGUGACCUGGAGAGCUCCGAUACGCAGUCCGACGACGUGCCAGACAUCACCUCGGAUGAGUGUGGCUCCCCUCACUCCCCAGCUGCAGCCUGCCCCUCAACACCCAGAGCCCCAGGUGCACCCAGCCCAAGUGCCCACAUGGACCUCUCUGCCCCAGCUGAGGGGACGGCUGUCUUGAAGCCGGAAGAUGCAGAAGCCAGAGUAUGAAGUGGAAUAAAUGCUCCUGUUCUGAGAAGCACACUUAUGCACCUGCUCUUUGUCUUCCUGGCCUGUGCUUUACUACGAUGAGGAUGAUGAGUCUGGACAACAGCCAUCUUGGAAGAUUCUUAUAUCUUGGGCACUGCAACCAGACUUAGCACAUUGCCCUGCACCUGGGACAGGAGGUGCUGUUAGUGGACUUUGAAGAAUGACCUUUGAAGUGGUCUCGAGAAGAAUGACCAAGAGGGUGUCUUUGUGUGAAAAAGGGAACUUGUUGGGAAAAGGGGCAGACUGUAUGGAAAUCUCUGAAAUGCAAAUUAUCAACUCAAGACUUGUAUUUCUCUUGAAGCAGCAUGAAGAGAGCAAUUAACUUGGAUAAAAUCAAGGAAGUUUUUUGGAGGGGCAGGAGUUUGCAGCCAAACCUGUAUUUUUAUCUAGGCUCCAGUUCUUACUGCUGCGAGAGUUGGGCUACUUACUCUGAGUGUGUUUACACUUAGCCAAAGUGGGGAUCAUAAUCCUAAUUAUGGAGUUGUAAGGAUUAAGUGAGAUGGCGUACUGAAAAUGCUUUUGUUAAAGGCCCAUAUUUUUUUUUCUCCUGCAGGAAUAAGAAGAAAUAAGGGAGAUUAUGGGUGCCAUCUAAAAAAAGCCCAGAGCUCUAGACCAGAGGCUAUGAAAAACUAAGCUGCUUCUAAUCCUUUGCAACACUGUUGUAUCUCCUAGACAUUAGAUGAAAAGGCCCGUCAGCACCACCUGGAGGAGAACAUGAGUAAUGCGUGGGAAAAGUUGAUUCUCAGUUUAGAAAAUGGGGAAAGUUUAAUUUCUUACUUGUACAGCGUUCAUUCAUUCUGAAAUACCUACUACGUUUCAGGUAUAGGACGCAGCAAUAAGGAAAACACAAAAUUCCUGUUCCUGUGAAAGUCACACUCUAGUGGGAAAAGACGGUCAGAUGUAUAAUCUGGAUGAGGAUAAGUGCGAUGAAGAAAAGCAGGGAAAGUGGAAAAGAGAGCUGCUUUAGGUGGGUACUAUGGGCCUCUCUGAUAAAGGUAACAUUUUAUUAGAGUCUUGAUGGAGUGAGAGAGAGCCAUGUGGAUUUCUAGGGCAAGAACAUACCAGACAUGAAAAAUAAAGUACGAAGGCCCUUUGGUGGAGCAUCCUUAGUCUGUUUAAACACACACACACAGCAUAGAGGCCUAAAUGGCUGGAACAGAGUGGACCAAGGAGGAGAGUAGUAGAUCAGGUUGAAGAGGUGGCUGAGGACAAGAUUGUGUAGAUUAUCAAAACAACUCUGAAGACAAUGACAUUUUAGGUUACUCUGAGACCAGGAAGAGAGGUAAUCUUCAAAGCCAGACAGAUGGGGUGUUGUGGUCAACUUUAAAAGUGGCUAAAACUGGGAGAGGGCAUGUCUGGUCACCAGUCCUACUUAGAUGGGCCAAUGGAAAGAAAUUUGUGGAAGUGCUAAAUGGAUACUUAUUCAUUCUGACCUCUUUCUAAUGUACUGUCUUAUACUCUAGAGGCUGGAAAGUUAAAACUACAUGUCUCACACUUCCUUGCAACCAAGGUUCUGAAUGUAAUUUAUUUUGCCAGAUGCACAAACAAGGAUAUGGAAGGAGGAAGUGAUUCAGGGGUCAUCUUCAGCAACUUUGUUGUUCCUGCAAAAGUAUAGAGCCCGGGCUUCCCUGGUGGUGCAGUGGUUGAGAAUCCGCCU
Balaenoptera acutorostrata (minke whale) is the source of this 4057-nucleotide messenger RNA. RefSeq names its product ring finger protein 19B (gene RNF19B). The record is from RefSeq and is a predicted model, not a curated record. The transcript has 10 exons. Gene Ontology annotation, biological process: positive regulation of proteasomal ubiquitin-dependent protein catabolic process; ubiquitin-dependent protein catabolic process; protein polyubiquitination. Lineage: Eukaryota; Metazoa; Chordata; Mammalia; Artiodactyla; Balaenopteridae. Bases 163 to 2361 code for a protein of 732 amino acids. Gene Ontology annotation, molecular function: zinc ion binding; ubiquitin conjugating enzyme binding; ubiquitin protein ligase activity. Gene Ontology annotation, cellular component: ubiquitin ligase complex; cytoplasm.